Messenger RNA from Suillus subaureus, 1310 nucleotides. RefSeq names its product ribonuclease III domain-containing protein. Gene Ontology annotation, biological process: regulation of gene expression; primary miRNA processing; rRNA processing. Bases 244 to 1101 code for a protein of 285 amino acids. Gene Ontology annotation, cellular component: nucleus. The transcript has 7 exons. Gene Ontology annotation, molecular function: double-stranded RNA binding; ribonuclease III activity. The record is from RefSeq and is a predicted model, not a curated record. Lineage: Eukaryota; Fungi; Basidiomycota; Agaricomycetes; Boletales; Suillaceae.
UAAUAGAUUACUAGAGGCAUUAAGCUAAUAACAGUAGUACGCCUAAACCUAUCACGCAGUGGCCGGCCCUGCCCUAUUCAUAUCCCAUAGUACUGGUUCCGGCGCGGCAGGCCAGGUACUGAUAGAUCUCGCUGAUAAACGCCGCGAUCCACUAGUCAGAGUAUAAUUAUAUAGGCAGAAGGCGCUGGCUCGCAGAUCUGCGUCACUUUCUUCUCCGAACUCUCCCUCCCUCGGCCAGCAGUGAUGUCCAUUAAUCCGCCAUCUAUACUCCAUCCAGUGUUCAAUGCGGCUCAGCCGUUUCCACCGCUCCCUGAUAUCAACAAGGAGAGCAUUCGGACACAGGUGUUUACACAUCGCUCGUAUUAUGGACGCCCAAAUCAUGUAUUCGAGGACCAUCCACAGGACCCGAGUCCAGAUAAUGAAAAGUACGAGCAUCUUGGGGACACUGUGUUAGGUCUGGUCGUGACGAAGCUCCUCUUGGAGAUGUACCCCAACUUGCGCGUUGGGCCAUCUACGAAAAUCCGAGCUCUGGUCGUAGGCAACUCAACCCUUGCUGACAUCUCGCGCAUGUACGACCUACCAGCAAGACUGCGUCUGCAUCCUGCUCAGGCGAUUACCCUACGCGCUUCUGUCAACAUUCAAGCCGAUGUCUUCGAAUCCUACGUGGGCGGGCUCUAUCUCGAGCAGGAUCUGCCGGGCGUCCAGCCCUGGUUGAAAGCCUUGUUUACACCUUACGCGACUGAGGCUUAUAAACGUGUGCGGGAGCAGCAUCGUCUCCCGCCCCUUCCGAUAACUGAGCUUGUCGCGCCCGAGUUAGUUCUGUCCUCACCCCCACCAUCGCCCCCUCAUCACCGCCCCGGCGCCACCCCGACGACCAUAGGCCAUCUUGCGUUAUUCAAUCAGCAGCUCCAGAAGGCCAACAGGAUAGUUGAGUGGAUCUACUCAGACGGGACUGGCGAAGGCACAAAGACGACUCCAAUUUGGAUCGUCAGGUGCGAAGUAGAUGGGGAAGUUUACGGUCGCGGACAAGGUGGGACUAAGAAAGCCGCCCGAAAUGAGGCCGCCAAGGAGGGUUUGAAGAAGAUGGGCAUCGAAGUCUAACAGUGACUGAGGCGGGCUUUCAGCACCGUCUCUCCAGACUUGCGCUGGCUGGAGAUCUACUCUUCUAUUGGUGGCAUCGUCGGCCUGCGCUAGUGUGUAGAGGUUGUGCAUGAGAUGUUGCGUCAAUACGUCAACAUGAACGUGAUUCGCUAUUCCAUUGUCUUGAUUCCUUGAUUUCAGCUUUUCGUACUAUUCAGUUUUAUGAAAAG